AUGCCGGACAUUCGCAUGUUGGAGCUGAUGUUUACAUGCGAACGCACCAUCUUCAUCGUCCUCGAGGAUCACCUUCACCGGCCUGCGUGGGUUGAUAUGCCUGACAAGCGUGUGAUUCAGCCACAGCCAAACCAAGGCAUCAUCGACAAUACCACCUACGACGUUCUUCGGCCCGGAGUCCAGAUCAACAGCAAAUCCCUCCGAGACCAGGCAGAUUCGUCAGUCUUGUCCACCACUGCGGGUGUUCUUGUGGAAAACGAUGCUGGCGAGGCCUUCAUGACGGCCGCCUCCCAUGGAAUUGGGGAGGACGGGACGGUGUGGAAAGGAGGGCGGGCCGAUCGAAUCAUUGGCAAGGCUGCCGUGGAGAUACCGUUCACCGAUAUCAGCCUCCUGAAGCCGAAGAAAGAUGUAGCCUUCGUUUACAAAACCUUCGAAACCGAAGCAGCUGGGCCGAGUCCCAAGUUUAUAUGCUUGCGAACCUCGGAAGACGAUAUGCCAUGCGGCCCCUGCUAUCUAAACAGUACAUACACGGGCAACAUGGUGGGAGCUUUGGUCCACAAAUCGGUUCGUCUUUUCAAGCCCGACACGCCUACUACAUGUACACAACGCGACCUUCGGUACGUGGUGUAUGAUUGGAUGCAUACGGGGCAAGUGGAGGGAAAUGAUAGUAAGGUCCAGCCAUCAGACGGUACAUGCGGGUCGGCGGUAUGGAACGGCGAUGGUGUGAUCUUGGGCUUCUACCAGCACUAUGUAUCGGAGGGACCUUGGGCCGGAUUUGCAGCUUCGGUGAGCGCAAGUGCGGUGGUAGAUGCGGGUUAUCGUUUGGCGAGGCAUCCCUGCUAG
This is a messenger RNA of Dichotomopilus funicola, 843 nucleotides long. RefSeq lists its product as uncharacterized. Lineage: Eukaryota; Fungi; Ascomycota; Sordariomycetes; Sordariales; Chaetomiaceae. The transcript has 2 exons. The record is from RefSeq and is a predicted model, not a curated record. Bases 1 to 843 code for a protein of 280 amino acids.